AUGGCUGCUGAAGCACCUAAGACCGCUAAGCGUGAUACUCUUCGUGCACUUGAAGGCAAGGCGCGUAGCCUGUGGGACGAUGCCAAAGCCUUCGAAAUUGAUGCACCUACAAUUGAUGAGCACGCUAACUCUGCAGAUCUUCAUGAAAUAUAUCCCAAAUAUAUGUCAUGUAUGCCUUUUCCUUAUAUGAACGGUCGUCUUCACUUAGGCCAUGCUUUCACCUUCUCUAAGGUUGAAUUUGGUACUGGCUAUCAGCGUAUGAAAGGAAAGAGAGCUCUGUUACCUCAAGGCUUUCAUUGCACCGGUAUGCCCAUUAAGGCUAGCGCUGAUAAAAUCGCCCGUGAAAUGAAAAUGUUUGGCAAAAACUUCGAAAAAUUCGAGGAGGUUUCUUUAGCCAACGACCUUGAAAAGAAAGUCGACGUUAAUAAGAAUGUAAAGAGCAAAGUAGCCGCUAAGACCGGCAAUGUCACCUAUCAAUUCCAAAUCAUGCUUUCACUGGGCAUUCCGAAAGAAGAGAUUCACAAAUUUGCUGAUCCUUAUUAUUGGACUGAAUAUUUUCCACCUCAAACCAUUUCAGAUUUGACCGCUUUCGGUGCAAAGGUUGAUUGGCGUCGUUCUUUCAUUACCACUGACGCCAAUCCUUACUAUGAUUCAUUUGUUCGCUGGCAAAUGAGAAAAUUAAAGGCUAUGAAUAAGAUUAAGUUCGGUGAGCGAUAUACAAUUUAUUCAAUUCUCGAUAAUCAACCUUGUAUGGAUCACGACCGUGCUUCUGGCGAAGCUGUCGGUCCACAAGAAUAUACCGGUAUCAAGAUGAAGGUCCUUGAAUGGUCUAAGUUAGCUGAGGAGGCUCUUUCUACUUAUGCCGAUGCUUUAAAAGGCAAGAAUGUUUAUUUAGUUGCUGCUACCCUCCGUCCUGAAACCAUGUAUGGCCAGACUAACUGUUAUGUCGGUCCUGAUUUGGAUUAUGGUAUCUACAACAUUAAUGAUACCGAUGCAUAUGUUUGUACUGAACGUGCUGCUCGCAAUAUGUCCAUGCAAAAGAUCUUUGCUAAUGGUCGUACUACUAUUGAAAAGUUGGCUGAUAUCAAGGGUGCCAACAUCGUUGGUACCAAGAUCAAUGCUCCCUUCAGCGUAUAUCCUCAUGUCUACGUCCUUCCUAUGGAAACUGUAUUGGCUACCAAGGGUACUGGUGUCGUUACUUCUGUCCCCUCUGACUCUCCCGACGACUUCGCAACUAUUAGUGAUCUCAAGAAGAAACCUGAUUACUACAAGAUUGAGCCCGAAUGGGUGAAUGGUUUCGAACCUGUUCCUAUUAUUGAUACUCCCAAUUACGGUAACCUCAUUGCUCCUAAACUCUGUGAAAUGAAAAAGAUCAACUCUCAAAAGGAUCGUGUACAACUUGCAGAAGCCAAAGAAAUUGCCUAUAAGGAAGGUUUCUAUCAAGGUGUUAUGUGUGUUGGUGAUUAUAAGGGUAUGAAAGUUCAAGAAGCUAAGCCUAAGGUUAGAGAAGAUUUGAUCAAGUCCGGUCAAGCUUUCGUUUACAACGAACCUGAGAGCCUUAUCAUGUCUCGCUCAGGUGACGAAUGUGUUGUUGCUCUUUUAGAUCAAUGGUACUUAGACUAUGGUGAAGAAGAAUGGUUAAAGAAGACUAAAAAGUGUUUGUCUCAGAUGAAUACUUUCACUCAAGAAACCAGAAAUCAAUUCGAAGCCGUCCUGGAUUGGUUGAAUCAAUGGGCUUGCGCCCGUAGUUUUGGUCUUGGCACUAAAUUGCCUUGGGAUGAGCAAUUCUUGGUUGAAUCUCUCUCGGAUUCUACUAUCUAUAUGGCUUACUACACUGUUGCCAAUCUUUUACAUGGAGGUUCAUUGAACGGUGCUACACCUGGCCCCGCUGGUAUUAAGCCUGAACAGCUCAAGGACAGUGUUUGGGACUAUAUUUUCAAACUUGGUGAUUACCCCGCCGAUUGUGGAAUUCCCCAAUCCACCCUUGAUCGCUUAAGACGUGAAUACGAAUACUUCUAUCCUUUAGACUUACGUGCCUCUGGUAAAGAUUUGAUUCCCAACCACUUGACCUUCUUCAUGUAUAACCAUACUGCUAUGUUCCCUGAAGAAAUGUGGCCUCGUGGUGUCCGUUCCAACGGUCACUUGAUGCUCGACUCUAAGAAGAUGUCCAAAUCUACUGGUAAUUUCAUGACUAUGAGCGAUGCUGUUGCCAAAUACGGUGCUGAUGCUACCCGUUUUGCCCUCGCUGAUGCUGGUGAUUCUGUUGAAGAUGCUAACUUCGAAGACACCACUGCUAAUGCUGCUAUUUUGCGUCUUCAUACUCUCUUGGAAUGGAUUGAAGAGCAGCUUGCUCAGUCCGGUAAUCUUCGUACUGGCGAGUUCAAUUAUUUCGAUAAGAUUUUUGAUAACGAAAUGAACAAGCUUCUUAGUCUCACUGAAGCAGCUUAUGAAGCUACUUUUUAUCGUGAGGUCUUGAAACACGGCUGUUUCGAAUUCCAAGCUGCUAAGGAUGCCUACCAAUUAGCUUGUGUUGAUACUGGUAUGCACAAGGAUCUUGUUAUGCGUUAUAUUGAACUUCAAGCUUUGUUGAUCUGUCCUAUCACUCCUCAUUGGUCGGAAUAUGUAUAUGGCCAACUCCUUAAGAAGGAUGGUUUGGCUAUUAACGCUUCUUUCCCUAAGGUGUCUGCUCCUGUUGAUGAUGCUCUUUAUGCUGCUACUCGUUACAUCCGUAAGACUAUCAAAUCAAUUCGUGAUACUGAACUGGCUAUGUUGAAGAAGAAGAAAAAGCCAAAGGCCAAUGAGAUUAUUUACGAUCCCAAGCAACCCAAGGCACUUAAGAUUUACGUUGCUACUAAAUUCCCUGAGUGGCAAGAAACUUGCUUAGAAAUUAUGAAGACCAACUACAACAACGGUGUUUUCGAUGAUGUCAAGAUUCGUCAAGAGCUCGGUUCUAAGGGAAUGCUUAAGGAUAAGAAGGUUAUGCCUUUUGUUCAGGAACAAAAGAAAUUGAUUACUAAGGAAGGUCCAGAAGCUUUUAACCGUGCUUUAACAUUUAACGAAAUUGAUGCUCUUAAUAAUGCCAUUGACGAAAUCAAGCGUGCACUUGGGUUCCAAACGGUUACUAUUUUAGGUCAUGAUCAAUGGACCGAUGAGGAUAAAAAAGCAGCUGAAAAUGCUGUUCCCGGAGUGCCCUCUUAUAAUUUCAAAAAUUUAUAA
Messenger RNA from Mycotypha africana, 3216 nucleotides. Its product is annotated as leucyl-tRNA synthetase. The coding region runs from base 1 to 3216 and encodes 1071 amino acids. The record is from RefSeq and is a predicted model, not a curated record. Gene Ontology annotation, biological process: leucyl-tRNA aminoacylation. Lineage: Eukaryota; Fungi; Mucoromycota; Mucoromycetes; Mucorales; Mycotyphaceae. Gene Ontology annotation, molecular function: leucine-tRNA ligase activity; ATP binding; aminoacyl-tRNA deacylase activity. The transcript is spliced from 3 exons.